CACGUGCUGCCUGUGGUGGGGGGGGCCCCCCGGUGGGAGAGCUGGAGCCCGCGCCUCCUGCCCCAUCCACUGCUCUGUGCUCCGCUCCCUGCCUUACCUGCUGCUCUGCUUUCUGCUCCGUGUCUCAUCGACUGCUCUGCGUUCUGCUUCCUCCCCUGCACCUCUUGCCCCAUCGGCUGCUCUGCUCUCCACUCUCUGCCCCGUCACUUGCUCUGCCCCAUCAGCUGCUCUGCGUUCUGCUCCCUGACCCAUCGAUUGCUCCGAGCUCUGCUUCCUCCCUUGCAUCUCCUGCCCUGUGCUCCCCGCCCACCCUGUCUGCUGCUCCGCUUUCCACUCCCUGUCUUGCACCUCCUGCCCCGUCGGCUGCUCUGCCCUCUGCUCCCUUUGCUGCCCCUGCCCCGGGUCGGUCACCCCCGAGCUGGCGUGCGCUGUGACGGGCAGACGGACCAGGCCAGGGGAACGGACCUGCCCGUGUGGUGUUGCCUGCCUGGCACCGGUCUCCAAGGCUAAACCAGGCUUGCUGUUGGUUUCCCCCCUGCAGCUCCGAGCACUGGAGGCACCGGCUGCUCCCGGCCCUAGGGCAGACCUGGCUGAGGCUGCAGUGAUCUGACUCGGGUUGGGGACCAGGACGCGUGCCGGAUUGUGCACCUGGCUCAGUGGGGCAGCAUUGCCUGGACACUCAGCGUAGCUGACACCUGGUUUCCUCCCCAAACUCUUCACAACAGGCCAUGCUGCUGUCACCCUGCGACUGCCGUGGUGCUUAGUCCGGGACAGAUGAGGUGGCUGGAAGCCAGGCCAGCAACCUGCUGCCUCAUGUCUGAUCCGUGUUCGCUGCCGCUCAGUUUUCACGUGGAGCCUGAGGGUCUGGCUUUGACCAGAGUAAAGCGAACAAAGCUGAAAUGGAGCAGAAAGCAGAGCAGGGUGGCAACCUUGUAGACUAGCUCUGGAGUAGCCACGUGGCACAGGCAGCCUCUGUGUGGCACAUGGCAGACCAGGGCAAGAACUGGUAUCAUAAGGGCAAAUAGGGCAGGGAGACAAAGCUUAAAUAACAGCAGAUCAGGUUGGGGAGCACAGAACAGGGAGCAGAAAGCAGAGCAGCAGACUGGCUUAGGGGUACAGGGCAGGGGACAGAAAGCUGAGCAGCCGAUCUGGCAGGGGAAGGGGGGGGGAGUGGCACUCUGGGAGUGUGUGGGAUUAAUUUGUGGCAUGCCUGCCAAAAAGAUUGGCCCUCCGCUGAAAUGCCUUGUUCAGAGAGGCAGGAGCAUUCAUGGGCUACAGCCUACUUUAUGAAACGGUUUUGGCAUCUUCUCAUUUGAGAAACUGGGGCUGGCACAGAGGCAAUAAGGAGUGGGAGUCUAAGCAUAAAACGUAGAGCACGGUGGAGACAUUUUCUGCGCGGAGCUCAGGACCUUGGAGCGCUGCCUCUGAUUUCCAGGGAAGCUUUUAGCAAGUUGCGUAAUUGUUGUGCCUUGAUUUCUCUGUCCGUAAUAUGUAGAUAAUGCUUUCCUACCUUGUUUAGUGCCACGAGCCUUAAUUGCUGUUUGUAAAGGGCUUUGCCAUCUACUUGGAAAUAAAAAAAAUACCUUGGAGAGCAAAGAGAGGUAUUUUCUUAGGGAUUACAUUCGUCUGCAGAAAGGUCUGCAAAUCUCAUUACUUCUUUUUCCUACCUCCCUGCUAUUUACCCAAGUCGCAGACAUUUUACUGAACAUAUUCUAAACAUGUUAGAUGAAUGGUACCUUGUAGUUUAGCUUUCCCUUCACCCUUAAUCUUUGUUAGGUGCUGAGUAUCUGUGAUCAUUUAAUGAAUAUAAAAUCAAUCCAGCACUUUUCUGGGAAUAAGGGAAAUGAAACCGCUGUGUAGCAGCAUAUAGAAAGCUGAAUGGAGGGAUUUAAAAGAAAGGAAUAUAGCUGCUGACCAGAUGGAAAAGACUUAAUUCAAUCUGGGGCAUUUCUGACAAACCAGAGUUCAUAACAGGGUCAGAGAUCUCGAUCUGAAAAAACUGACUAUAGUUACUGACUGGAUUCUGUAUAUAUGAUUUUAAAUGGCAUAACUGUGAUGUGAAGGCAUGUAUGGGGUUUCAAAGAGAAUAAAAGUGUAACCACUUACUGCAGCUUUUAAAAACCCUGAUACAAAACUCCAAAAAAGCACUUGUAUACCUCCCUCAGCUUGGGUCUUAGUACAACUUUGCAUUUUUAAAGGUACUUAUCCCAGACUGCUAAAGGAUUUUACAGUAAAACCAAUGACACAGGGUGGGGAAACCAAGCACAGAAUGCUUGCCACAUGCUCACAGAGCAAUUUAGUGGAAGAUAAACUCUCAAGAGUCCUGAAUCCCAGUGCUCAGGUCAUUAAAUUAAAUUGAUGGUUGAUUUCUCUAACUGCAUCUGGAGCCUAGGAAUUUAAAAUGCUAGAACAGGUGUUACUAUUUGUGCUUCCAAGUGUACUACUGAGAAUUCUGCUCUUUCAUAAUGGAUGGGGGCCAUGUGGCUUGGUUCCAUGCAGAAGAGAGGUACACGAGGGGGUAGACUUCAUAAUAGAUUUCCUCUUCAGUUUUUUUACUGCCUUUGUCUCUAUGUUGAACUGACAAACCAAAGCUUUCCUUUUUUGCAUUUCAAAGGAAAUGCAGUCAUGUUUUGGAAUUAGAAUUUCUGGAUGCAUUUUGAAUGUGCAGUGGAAAUUCUUAACUGGGUUUUCUCUGUACUUAUUCUUCAUCCAAAUCUAGUCGUGACUGCCCCCCAGGUGAGCACAGUUGCAGCAAGAUGCGCAUCCAAGAAAGCCGGGAGCAGCCCAAAAAACAAGGGUGGUCACAGAGUUGGGAAGCGGUAUGGAUGGAAGAAACAAGAUGGUGUCUUUGUUCACGCGGGGAAUAUCUUGGCCACGCAGAGGUUGAUUCGCUGGCAUCCAGGGGCUCAGGUGGGAAUAGGCCAUAACAAUACUCUGUAUGCUCUGGAGGACGGGAUCGUGCGAUACACCAAGGAGGUCUAUGUGCCACCCCCACGCAGCUAUGAGACCAAGCACGUGAUCCGUCAGCUACCCAGGGGGGCCAUUCUUUACAAAACCUUCAUCAACGUCAUCCCUACUGAAGAAGUAGGCAGCUUCAAGCUAAUCACCAUGCUCUGAGACUGCUGCCUUGCAUUGCUGCUGGGGACAGAGCACUGUGGCAAAGCUGGUGCCCAGCCCUGGAUGUCUGGAGUCUUAGGAAAGGAUUGCUCUAGACUUGAAGAGACUUACAGGGGACUUCACUUCUUCGAUUCAGGACUGUUCUGGGUGCAGGUCUGAGCUAGAAGGUAACGGGGUGCCUGAUGAUGCUUGUUGGAAUAUAUCUAAUAAAUAUGAUGGAUUUUC
Messenger RNA from Alligator sinensis (Chinese alligator), 3342 nucleotides. RefSeq names its product mitochondrial ribosomal protein L27 (gene MRPL27). NCBI's taxonomy places the organism in Eukaryota, Metazoa, Chordata, Crocodylia, Alligatoridae. Bases 2650 to 3117 code for a protein of 155 amino acids. Gene Ontology annotation, cellular component: ribosome; mitochondrial large ribosomal subunit. Gene Ontology annotation, molecular function: structural constituent of ribosome. The transcript has 3 exons. Gene Ontology annotation, biological process: translation. The record is from RefSeq and is a predicted model, not a curated record.